AUGUUGUUUGAAAAAACGAUUAUUCCUAAAAGACUUUUUUCCAGCUAUUUAGGAAUAUUACAAAGGCAAAACCCGGCUAUUACACAAGCUUACAUUAAUUUAUUUGCACACCCAUGCUUUGAUCCAAUCAGAAAUCAUAUUCCAAUCACGUUUGAGAAUAUGGAUCCUUAUACAGUCUCUCAAAAAGUUGGUGAAUCGUUAAAAUCUAUCAGUUCAGUUACAAGAGAACAGUCUGCCUUAAUUCAUAAUAAAUUGAUUGAAGAUUUAAGUCAAUAUGAAUAUGGAAUUGCUUCAAUCCACUCUCGUCAUUUAAAAGACAUUAACAAAUCUGUAUCAAAUGAGGCUUUGAUUGCUAUGUUGAAAUAUAAUCCAGGCAGAGUAAACAGUUCAUGGGAAUUAUUUAUUAAACAUAUGGAUAUCUAUGAAAAGUAUAUACCAGAUGAUGUUUUGUUAACUGUUUUACAUAAGGUGGUAUAUUUUGAUCCUGUAGAUAUUAAAGAUGGUAAAAAGACUCUUGAUUUAUUUGAUUUGAUACAUUCUAUACUGAUUAUAAAUAAAAUCCAGAAUUUCCAGAAGAUAAGUAAUGAGAUUAUUGAGAAAUUGGUAUCCAGUUGUAUUGAUUUGAAAGCAACUUUCUUACUACCAUAUUUAUUUAAAUUUUCCCCUCAAAUGGAUUUGUUUGUAAAAAAGCUAUAUGACUUAACAUCAUACCAAUUAUUUUUAAUAUGGAAACAUUUCUCAUUUGAAGAUAUAAUGUCUUAUAAGAAAUUGAUGUAUAGGUUAGUAAGCACUUUAGGUAGAAAUGAAAAAAUAGUAAUUACAGAUGAAGAAAAAGCUGCUUAUAUCAAUAUUCGUAAACAAUUGGAUAUGGUUAAAGGGCAAUUAAUUGCAGAUCAUGAUCUUGAAAUUAAUGCUAUUGAGAUAUUUAGUACAUCAGAUUCAUUCGAAAAGUUGUUGGAACAAAUUGUUUCUGUUGAAUUACAUAAAACGGAUAUAAAAUUAGCUAAAAGCAUUUUGAGAAGUAUUGGUGUUUUUAAGAAUGACACUAAAUCUUUCUUGGAAUUGUAUCAUAUUUGUGUGUCUGCAUUUCCAGGAAAAGAGGAAGAAUUAUUUUUUGAAGCCUUCCUGUCAUUAACAUACCAGGGAUAUAAGACUUCCAAUGAAACAGCUCUACAAUUUGCAGAAGCUUAUAUUCCAGAGACAGCUACAGAUCUAACAAGAACAAAGAUACUUUGUGUUCAAAUUCUGGCUAAUGCUAAAUUUAAUAUUGAUGAAUCAUUAAAUAUAUAUAACGCCAAUAUACAGAAAUUGAAUAGGGACAAAGAUGAAGUUACUAAUCUUUCACAAGCUGAUGCAGUUACAGAAUCCUUAAUAUUAGCGUAUCUGUCAAAUAGAGACCUAGACUUUGCAAGGGUAAUUUUUGAAGGUGCAGCUAAUGGGAAACUUCUUAGCGGGCCCACAGCAAUUAAAAGAAUGAAGGGAUGGUUAUCCAUGUAUGGUGAAGCUGUAGAAAAUGGAGAUGUAGAUGCUACCAUGGAGAAUCAAGUUAAACUUUAUUUACAAAAUAUAUAA
Arxiozyma heterogenica is the source of this 1572-nucleotide messenger RNA. RefSeq names its product Mrx12p (gene MRX12). The transcript has a single exon. Bases 1 to 1572 code for a protein of 523 amino acids. The record is from RefSeq and is a predicted model, not a curated record. NCBI's taxonomy places the organism in Eukaryota, Fungi, Ascomycota, Saccharomycetes, Saccharomycetales, Saccharomycetaceae.